AUGCGGUGCGUAGCUGACCAGACCUACUGGCUUCACAUGCGCCUGCAUUGGAUCCGGACGGAGCAGCACCGCCAUGCUCCCUGCGCACGCACGCGGCUGCGGACGAGCUGUGGCCAGGGUGUGCCAGAGUCGUGCGGCAGGUUCUCUGCAGGUGACGGGUGUCUUAUCUCCCUCCUUCCAGAUCUAGUGGCUCCUGACGAGGAACGCUCCCACAUGAUGGAGAGCUCGCAGAUCUGGUGCAAGCAGGAACGCUCCCACAUGAUGGCCAGGGAGCUCGCAGAUCCGGUGGAAGCAACGAAGCUGCUGGUCUUCAUGUGCCUGGACUAUGUCCCAGCUCAUGAAGCGAGGUGGAGCCGUCGAGGGCUCCGGCUCUGCCACACCACACUCCUCCCUGCACAGAUCCAGGGUGGGGGUGGAGGGAGGGGGGCCGGAAUCGGGGCCACUACACCAGAUCCGGAGGUGGAGGAGCUCACCUCACCAGAUUAUGCGCCAUAG
This is a messenger RNA of Miscanthus lutarioriparius, 495 nucleotides long. NCBI's taxonomy places the organism in Eukaryota, Viridiplantae, Streptophyta, Magnoliopsida, Poales, Poaceae. The record is from the annotation of a GenBank genome assembly.